AUGACUUCCAGUGUUUCCAUCCGGUUCAAAAGUCUCGAAGCGUUUGAGAAGAAUAAUGACGCAGUCAUGAAGAUCAUCAGGGAGAUUGGCGGUACGGACAAAUUUGUUGCGACUAAGUCUUUCCCUCCAGCCUACUCGCAUUGGGCGCUUUCCCAGGAGGCAAUUGACAAGCUAAAGGCCUUAGAUGGUGUUGUUGUUCAGGUCAGUGCCGAAGAUGACGAAGAUCUUCCAGUGUGA
Messenger RNA from Aspergillus japonicus CBS 114.51, 237 nucleotides. RefSeq lists its product as uncharacterized. NCBI's taxonomy places the organism in Eukaryota, Fungi, Ascomycota, Eurotiomycetes, Eurotiales, Aspergillaceae. The record is from RefSeq and is a predicted model, not a curated record. The coding region runs from base 1 to 237 and encodes 78 amino acids. The transcript has 4 exons.